Molecule: messenger RNA, 2544 nt
Organism: Entelurus aequoreus (snake pipefish)
Lineage: Eukaryota; Metazoa; Chordata; Actinopteri; Syngnathiformes; Syngnathidae
Product: ras-related protein Rab-18-like
Exons: 7
Coding region: 159-773 (204 amino acids)
Molecular function (GO): GTP binding; GTPase activity
Source: RefSeq, a predicted model, not a curated record
GGUACGAGUCACAAACCGGAAGUUGGACUUCGUUCCACCGGAAACGGUUGGAAACUGGGCUCCUCUCCAGAAAGAUGCUAAAGUCUCCCCAGCCAGAGCUGUGAGCAGGAAGGUUAUGUGUUAGUUGUCCUACAAGGACACGUCGCCGAGUGGACGCCAUGGAAGAAGACAUCUUGACCACGCUGAAGAUAUUAAUCAUCGGAGAGAGCGGGGUGGGGAAGUCCAGCCUCCUCCUCAGAUUCACAGAUGACACUUUCGAUCCAGAGCAAGCCGCCACAAUAGGUGUUGACUUCAAAGUGAAGACCAUCUCCGUAGACGGUAACAAGGCAAAGCUGGCAAUAUGGGACACGGCUGGACAGGAGCGCUUCAGGACCCUGACACCCAGUUACUACCGAGGUGCCCAAGGAGUCAUCCUAGUGUACGACGUCACAAGACGAGAAACCUUCACUAAACUGGAGAACUGGCUCAACGAGCUGGAGACAUACUGUACGAGGAAUGACCUCGUGAAAAUGCUUGUUGGAAACAAAAUUGAUAAGGAAAACCACGAUCUAGACAGGGCAGAAGGGCUGAAGUUUGCAAGAAAACAUUCCAUGCUGUUUAUAGAGGCCAGCGCAAAGACCCGGGACGGUGUCCAGUGUGCCUUUGAAGAGCUGGUGGAAAAGAUCAUCCAGAGUCCAGGAUUGUGGCAGAGCGAGAGUCACGGCAGGGGGGUGCAGCUCACCGAUGAAGACGCAGGAGGUGACACCUGCGCUGGAUUCUGCUCACUGGUCUAGACAACAGACACACACACAGAACAUUUUGCAGCAUACAGGUGUGAAUACCCCACACACUGCUUCCAUCCUCACUUGUCGUCUUGUCCUGAGCCAAGUACCCAGACUGCGGGCUGGACCGUCCACACAGACCUUACUGUAUGCACGUCUUCCGAUAAAACUGCGCUUCAAAUGCAAAAAGCCGCUCAGCCUCGGUCCUGACGACGCGGGAGUGCGCUCGUCUCGCCUCCCGCUUGCUUUGGCGUUGGACAAUGGAAGGAACAUCAGUUUACACUCUGCAACACAUUUUUAUCAAAAGGGAGACACGACUGCAACAAAGUCAACCAAAGUGUGGAAGAAAAGAUGAAUCCUAUUGACCGAGGGUAACUUUUUGCUGAAUCUCGCUUGAGCUGGCUAACCUGUGCGGAACACUCGCUGUUUGGACAAAAGUAUUGGGACAGCCCUUACUCCUAGACCACCUGGCUCUUGGGUCAUCUGUGAGGACUGUUUGGAAUCAAUCCGAUACCAAGUAAAUGUGAGGCCAGCUAUGUUAACACAAUACUUUUAAGAUCACUUUUAAUCGUGAUUGUAUCCAACAAACAUUUUUACAAAUGAUCUAGUAUUGUGUUGCAAAGAAACUACACAAAAGCAAAAACUACCAUUGGCUCUCUUUCAAAUCCUUCGGCUUUUAGCUUCCAAAGCACUCCUGUGUCCAAUAUAUGUUUGUAAACAACAUAAAUAGCACUGCAGAAAUGUUAUUCAUAGAAGAGAAAUGAAAAUACAGCUACUUAUUAACACUAUCGAUAUCUGGAUCGAUCUGCCCAGCCCUACUGGAGACCGGGCCUGAUGGACCUUGCAUUGUGCAUGGAGGUACAGCUGCACCUUGGCACAGGACAGAACACAGAACUUGUCCAAACAAAAACAUGUAGCUGGAUGUAAGGGCAUUGCCUGGUUUGUGUCCCAAAACUUUUGUCCAUUGUUUAUGUAUAGGACAUGCUGCUGUGGGGAGGUUCUUCAAUGCCAAACCAUCCUGAAGUCCCUCUCAACACUCCGCUAAACGGCUUGGGCUAUGUUCUCACAAUAUCAUGACUUAACAACAAGGACAUUUGGCCACUUCUGUUGACUUCAAAGAACGUCAGUGUUUUGUUUUGAAAAAACCAAAGGGAUCGGGACCAGCGAAACACUUUUCCACCCAACAUCAAUGAAAAGGGGAAGGCUUUGAAUCUCCGUGGCGCUGGACUGGAGUCAUUCAUAGAGAUGGUAUCAGUGAUAUCGCUCACAGCGCCGCGGUCUGUCACACUUAAAGGGAAAGUCUUUAAUAUUGCACAGGGUAACAUUCCCCCACAUUCGGAGAGUCGAAAAAGGCUCUGAUUUGCUAAUGGGUUUAACAGUUCGGAACCUGGGAAAUGUCCAGUUAUUCUGCGCCUCUGAUCUGGUUGUUAAAACAACAUGAAUACUACAAUGUCAAAUUUGGGAUCACUUGCAUGAGGAACUAUCCGUGCCAUUCUUUGCCUGGUCUGUCCACUUAAGUUUAGCUGAAAGUAAAACAGCAUUCGGCUUUUAGCUUUUAACUUGAAAUUGUUUUUUUGUCUGUUCAGAGAUAUGAGCCAUUAAUAUUUGUGCACAUUUGUUGUAUUUUAGCAAUUAGAUGGGAUCCUCCUUGAGAUGUAAAACUGAAUGUACACAUACAAACUGCCCUAUGUAUUAAAAUUGUCUUCUUUCCCCCCCCCUUGCAGUCCUACAAACGUCAGGCUUGGUUGAUGCAAUAAAGUAUGAAAAGGAAGACGUUAUGUGG